Molecule: messenger RNA, 740 nt
Organism: Anopheles aquasalis
Lineage: Eukaryota; Metazoa; Arthropoda; Insecta; Diptera; Culicidae
Product: 40S ribosomal protein S10b-like
Cellular component (GO): cytosolic small ribosomal subunit
Molecular function (GO): RNA binding; structural constituent of ribosome
Source: RefSeq, a predicted model, not a curated record
CGCUAGUUUACGAAGAGUCGGUCAGCUUCAUUCGUUUCCGAAAAGUGCUUCCAAUUCCUGGUAAGGUUCCUGGUCGGUAGCACGGUGCUCGGUGGCAAAAUUAUAAACUCAUCAUCGUCCUCCUCUCUGGGUCACAGCGCUCAACGAGAAUUCAAAGAUGUUUAUGCCCAAGGCUCAUCGGGUUGCCAUCUACGAGCACCUCUUCAAGGAGGGUGUGCUGGUGGCAGAGAAGAACUUCUACGCUCCGAAGCACCCGGAGCUGGACACCAUCCCCAACCUGCACGUCAUUAAGACGAUGCAGUCGCUGAAGUCGAAGAAUUUCGUGAAGGAGCAGUUCGCUUGGCGCCACUACUACUGGUACCUCACCAACGAGGGUAUCGAAUACUUGCGCGCCUACCUGCACCUGCCGUCGGAGAUUGUGCCGUCGACACUGAAGCGCGCCGCCCGUUCCGAACCGCAACGCGCCCGUCCCCAGGCCGGUCCGCGUCCGGAUGGACCGAAGGGUGGCGGAGACCGUCAGGCGUACCGGCGCACCCAGCAGGCAAACCGGGGUGACAAAAAGGGAGACGUCGGUGCCGGCACUGGUGACCUGGAGUUCCGUGGUGGAUUUGGCCGAGGAAACCGCAUGUAAGACGAUACGCGUUUAGAUGAAACCGCAGACGUUCCAAUUUUGAAGUGAGGUGCGUCCAAUUGACCCCUUUGCGUCCGUGCAGUUCCACUUGUUGCGGUGGGAGUCGAUG